Molecule: messenger RNA, 996 nt
Organism: Anopheles marshallii
Lineage: Eukaryota; Metazoa; Arthropoda; Insecta; Diptera; Culicidae
Product: abscission/NoCut checkpoint regulator
Exons: 2
Coding region: 1-996 (331 amino acids)
Biological process (GO): abscission; mitotic cytokinesis checkpoint signaling
Cellular component (GO): midbody; centrosome; cleavage furrow
Molecular function (GO): phosphatidylinositol-3-phosphate binding
Source: RefSeq, a predicted model, not a curated record
AUGGCCUGCACAAUUUGUACGAAAUCGUUUGGAUUUUUCAACAAAGAGCAUGGAUGUCCCGUGUGCAAGUUUUCCUUCUGUUCGGGAUGUCUCAAAUACAAGCUGGUACGCGAUGGAAAGAGGCUAAACGUUUGUUUACGCUGCUCAAGACUAUCGCUUGUGAAUGAGCCUACGAAGGGCGAAGCUAAACCCAUGCCUACUACAUCACGCAAAGCAGAGAUCGCAACGAACUCCAAACCGACCGAGAACCGAAUUCCUAGUCCUGUAGAUCCACCCGAAGGUCCGAUAGAUGAUGAUUUAAUACGCAACAAACUGGAUGCGCUAAAGGCGAACGAUGUAGAAGACCAAGAUUCAUGCAAUUCGGAUGCUCCUGCAUUAACGGGGGAUAAUGUGGACAUAGAGAGACGCCUGGCAGCUCUUAAGGGUGUGGAGUACAAGGAUUAUAAAGAUGCACCACAACGAUUUAUGGCACCGGACAAUCGAACUGAGGAACAGAAGGUGCAGGAUUUGCUCGGUCAGUUUGCGGAGGAAACAAAGCUAAACAACGUGAUGGAUGACAAGCGUGCCGAACAGGAUGAAGAAAUUGUCAAACGAUUAAACGCAUUGAAGGAAUUUCCGUCGAGUGGUGCUGGUGGAAAUGUGGAAUCGGGAAGUGGAAAUUCUCGACCAUCCAUUCUACCGGACAGUGAUUCGGAUGAGGGUUUGACGGAUGAAGAACUAGCGCGCAAGUUGGCCAAAAGGUACGCGGAAGAGGGUAAAAUGGAAGCGAAAUUGAACUUGGAAAGUGAAUUAGAAGAAGAACCCAGAGUUCCUUCUAACGAUAAUGAGGAACUGCCUUGGUGUACCAUCUGCAACGAGGAUGCAGUGAUCAGGUGCCGCGGAUGUGAUAAUGAUCUGUAUUGUAGGGCGUGCUACAAAGAAUUUCACUACGAUGAAGAUCCAAAGGAGCACACAACCGUUCCAUUCAAGGGUGGUAAGGGAACCAAAAACGCUUGA